GGCUGUGCAGUCCCGUAGCUGAGGUUCGGGGCAGACCUGGUGGUUUAUGGGUGUCAGGAGGCUUUUCUGGGGGCAGCGCAGUAGAGCGCGUACAAGCAUCCAAAGGAAGGCAGCUGGGGAACUAGAAGUCGGGACAAACUUAACUCACCUGUACAGAGGAAACUAUUUUUCUCAUUUGGGGGGGAAUUGCGCGCAGCUUGCUGUCCUGCGGGAUGGAGCGUUUAUGGGAUUGUGCCUCUUGUGCUGGGAUGUUUAUGCUGGGGGUGCUGUGUGUGCUCUGGCCGGCGCCAAAUGAAGUUUGGAGUUUUAACCUUUACGCGGAACAUCCUACGGUUUACAGAGGACCUAAUGGAAGUUAUUUCGGUUAUUCAGUAGACUUCUACCAAGCCACUAGCGACAGGAACAUGAUCAGUGUGCUGGUGGGGGCCCCUAAAGCGAACACCUCUCAACCAGGCAUCGUGGAGGCUGGAGCUGUCUAUUAUUGCCCAUGGCCGGGACUGCCUGAUAGCUGCAGACAGAUUCCGUUUGACAAUUCCAAUAACAGAAUGAUUAAGGUGAAUGGCACCAGAGAGCCUCUGGAGUUUAAGUCUCACCAGUGGUUUGGAGCAUCAGUCAGGACACACAAAGGAAAAGUGGUGGCAUGUGCUCCUCUGUACCACUGGCGAACAGUGAAGAGAGAAGGGGAGAAAGACCCCGUGGGGACCUGCUAUGUGGCCGUCCAGAAUUUCAGCGCCUACGCAGAGUACUCACCCUGCAGGACCAGUGAUCCAGACCCAGAGGGACAGGGUUUCUGCCAGGCUGGGUUUAGUGUGGAUUUCACCAAGGAAGGAAGGCUGGUUGUAGGAGGACCUGGAAGCUUUUACUGGCAAGGUCAAGUGAUGACAGCAGGAAUAGCUGAGAUACUGAAUGGCUACUCUUUAAAGGCAGUGCUAAGACGGGUUCCAGGAGAGAAACAAACAGGAGCUACUGAAGACACAAACGAUGACAGCUACCUCGGCUACUCUGUGGCAGUGGGAGAGUUUACAGGAGACUCUGAGCAAGAGCUGAUAGCUGGAGUCCCAAGAGGAGCACAUAACUUUGGAUAUGUGGCAAUGAUCAACUCCACCAAUCUGACCUUCAUCCAGAAUUUCACAGGGGAACAGAUGGCUUCCUAUUUUGGUUACUCAGUGGCUGUCACUGACCUGAAUGGUGAUGGGACGGAUGAUAUCCUGGUUGGAGCACCCCUCUUCAUGGAGAGGGAGAUGGAGAGCAAACCCAAGGAGGUUGGAAGGGUGUACCUGUACCUUCAGCUGGCUUCACUUACUUUUUCCACACCUGUCCCCCUUACCGGCACCUAUGUUUUUGGACGCUUCGGGACAGCUAUAGCGCCUCUGGGAGAUAUCAACCAGGAUGGAUACAAUGACGUGGCAGUGGGCUGUCCGUUCGGAGGCGAGGACCGUGGAGGCAGAGUAUUGAUCUUUAAUGGUAACAGAGAAGUAUCCGUGAAAGGUCUGAGACUAAGCCAGGAGCUGAGAGCUGCCUGGACCCACAGUAGGAGUUUGCCUGGAUAUGGAUUCACUCUGAGAGGAGGCCAAGAUCUGGACAGCAAUCAGUAUCCUGAUUUGAUCGUGGGUGCGUUUGGUGCAGGCGAGGUGUCAGUGUACAGGUCUCGAGCUGUAGUGUCUGUGGAGGCUUCAAUGAUCCUGACUCCCAGAAUCUUGAAUCCUGAUGACCGACAAUGUAUUCUGCCUCAGACGGAUGUCAAGGUUACCUGCCUGAAAGUGGAUGUGUGUGCAGCAGUAAGCGGUGUGGGGAUACCCAGCUCUGUAGAUCUGAGGGCCGAGCUGCAGCUGGAUUGGUUAAAAGGCACCAGGAGUGGAAUUAAGAGAGUUCUUUUCUUGGAUACUCAACAGCCUCAGCACACAGGACUCCUAAAGCUCGGUCACAACCACCAACACGCAUGCUUGAGCUACAUGAUUUAUUUGAGAGAGGAGGAUGAGUUUAGAGACAAACUGACCCCCAUCUCACUGGCCCUGAACUACAGUCUGGCUCCACCUACACAUGACCAGACCCUCCCACCUGUUCUCAACCAAUACAGCAGCACUUUCCUUCAAGAGCAUGCUUACAUCCUCCUGGACUGCGGUGACGACAAUAUUUGUAUCCCCAACCUCCAGCUCUCUGCCAGCAUGGAUCGAACCGAGCUCGUGAUCGGAGAUGACAAUCUGGUCAUGCUAAUCAUCACUGCAGUGAACCAAGGAGAAGGUGCCUACGAGACAGAGCUGUACACGCUGAUACCGCCAGAGGCUGACUACAUUGGAGUGGAGCGCAGGGUGGAGUCUCUCUCUCAGCUAAAUUGCGAGUACAAGAUGAUCAAUGAGUCCAGGAUGGUGGUGUGUGACCUCGGGAACCCUAUGGUGACUGGGACAGAGCUAUCUGUUGGCUUGAGGUUUUCGGUCCAAAGGCUGGAAGAUGCUGGGCCAAAAAUCAGCUUUGAGCUACAGAUCCACAGCUCCAACAAAGAUAACUCUGACAGCAACCUGGUCAGUUUGAAUCUAUCCAUCGCUGCCAGAGCUGAGCUCAAUUUACGUGGGGUGUCUCAUCCCUCUCAGGUGGUGCUCCCAUUCCCAAACUGGGAACCCAAAGAGAAGCCUGUCAAAGAGGAUGAUGUUGGACCACAAGUAACACACAUCUAUGAGCUCCAUAACUCUGGUCCCAGCAGUAUAGGGGAGGCUGAGCUUCAGGUCGGCUGGCCUUCCCGUUUCCGUGAUGAGAACCUGCUGUAUGCCAUGGAGAUUCAAACUGACGGCCCAAUUAGCUGCCGGACAAACACCAGCCUUAAUCCCCAUGGCCUUCAGGUCACAGAUCUACAGGACACACCUGAAUUACUUGGCUUCUUGAGGAACACCAGCGCUCCUCCUCAACGCCACAGACGAUCUGUCAGCACUGCUGAGAGCUACAGCAGUAAGACCUUGAACUGCACCAACAUAUCCUGUCUGAGGAUCAUGUGUGUUGUUGGUCGGUUGGAUCGUGGCCAGAGCGCGGUGGUGAAGAUCCGAUCGAGACUGUGGGCGCAUACUUUUCUGCAACGGCGUAAUGACCCCUACAUUCUCAACUCUACUGUGUCCUUCAUGGUAACAUCUGUGCCUUAUCGUAUCCAACCCCCCACCAUGCCUCAACACAGAAUCUCUAUGGGUACCCUGGUGUUGUGGGGGACUCCAGAUGUAUCGUUUGCUGUUCCUCUCUGGGUCAUCAUACUGGCCAUACUGCUGGGGCUGCUGGUGCUGGCCAUGCUGACAUUAGUCAUGUGGAAGUGUGGUUUCUUCGACCGGGCACGGCCACCAGCUGAUGAUAACGUCUCCGACCAGGAGAAGCUGACUUCUGAUCAAACAGGCGACGCCUAAAAUGACACGUGACUGCACCUGGUUGGAAGUUUGCAGUUUGGGAGGGAUGUGCACCUUCUGAAUAACAUAAAUCAGAUCUGGGAUCUGUACUAGCUGGAACCUCCAUGGUUGGAGGUCCUCUGCCUUUUUGUGAAUGAAACUGACUGAAAGCAGAGACUGCACACACUGGGACCAGAACAAUCGGACUCACAGCAGACAGAGUGGGACCGACACACAUAACAGACUAAAUCACACACACAUGUCCAUUGUUUAUUCAUAGCAAUGAAGCACCAGAACUGAAGACAGAGUAAACUUUGUUGUGAAGACAAUGCUUUAAAUGUAGCUCGUUUUUGUGUCUUUGUUAGUGCAACACAAAGAGACUAGAGAUCGAUGCACAAGUGCUUUUGUGAGUUUUCAAGUGAUUGUGAGUUUUUUAUGCUUUUGAGUGUGUGCGCUGGUAUUGUGUUUAUUAGGUGCCACUUGUUUCAUCUUCCAUCCACUUGGGAAUGUUUCCUUUAUGCUGUGUGUCCAGUUUACACACACAUGCAGCAAGAUGCAACCAUAUGCUUAACAAAAAGGCACAAAGUCAAAGUGUAUAUUUAUGGAUGUAUGUGCAAUAUUUGAAGCUUGUUGUUACACUGGCACUAUUUUAUUAGAGCAUCUUGUCUCCUUAGUUUUUGUAUAUACUGCGAGUGAUUUAUUGGGGUCUUGGAUAAUUAAUAUUGCUGAAAACAAAGUAUUUGAAACUGAUUUAAGCCCCCCCCAUAUACCCUUUUUAAAAAGCCAAAGUGAUAAUUCUAGCAACAGAAAAAUAAGUUAUUAUUGUCUAAUAGUGACUGUGGUAUUUUGUCUUUAAAGAAACAGACCUUGUCUUCACAGCUGAACCCCUCCACCAAUUAUUUAAGGACUAUAUGCGUGUUAUUUCCUCUCACACAGAGUUCAUGAACUACCUGCAAAGAUAAACAGUCCAUAUCAAAACAAAAAACACCUUGUUGAUUAUGAGAUUUUGUACAUGCUACACUGAAUGUCAUUUAUCAGAUUGUUUGUCAGUUUUGUGUUGUUUUGUUUUUGUCUUUAAAUGCAUCAUGCACAGGCAGGCAGAACACAGUGGUCAGGGCAUCAGCAAAUCAUUCACUUUGAAUCAAAUAAUUAGUGUCAUGUUUAAUUUGUUUUGCUAUUUUUGAUGUUUUGUCAGAAUAAAGAGUUGUUUGAUAAAUGGUUCUGCUUAUAGCCUACUGUAACAAAUUUUCAGUAAUGCAGGUUAUUUUAACCUGGAUAACAUCUUUAUGUGGUCUCCCAUCAGAGGAAGGUCUCUUGCUCCUCCACAUGGAACAAAGUAAAAAUAUACCUCAACGUUUUAUUCUGCAAGACAGCGCCAUCCUGUGGCUUCAUCUGUCACAACUCAUGCAGGCAAAAACUGUAUAAGUUCCUCUUAAAUGUUUGGGGUCCAUUGGUACAUAAGUCUUUAUAGAUUUAUAUGUUAUCUGUUGAUGUCAAAGCCCUUUUUGUCAUUUUCCAUUUUUAUGUUUACAUAAAUUACACUACUUAUAAGUGUGUCAUCUGUCAAUUUACAAGCAUGGUCUUUUUAUUUAAAAGAAGAUGUGAGAACUUAUUAGAAAAAAAGGCUUGUGUAAGGAAAUAUCAAAGAGAACAAAGAUUAUUAUUAAUGAGCAGUCUCUCAAACACAAAAAUCACUUAAGUAAAAGAAUAUCAUGAACUGUAGGAUGAAACUUGAUCUUUAAAAAAGAGAGACAUAACAUUUUCUUCUUUAAACUCUUUAUUUCUUUGAAUAUAUUUGAUCAAAUGUAAAAUGAAACAUUUGAAGUAAAGAUUUAACAGUUUCUGACUAGCAAAUGUUGACACCAUUAAAAUAAAUGAACAUUAUUGGUACUUAUUACAUACCAUACGCAUAUGACAUACUGUUUUUUUGUUUAGUUUUUUUUUUUUCUUUUUUUUCUUUUUU
Melanotaenia boesemani (Boeseman's rainbowfish) is the source of this 5322-nucleotide messenger RNA. It is a transcript of the gene itga8, whose product is annotated as integrin, alpha 8. Gene Ontology annotation, cellular component: integrin complex; external side of plasma membrane. Gene Ontology annotation, molecular function: integrin binding. Gene Ontology annotation, biological process: cell adhesion mediated by integrin; integrin-mediated signaling pathway; cell-matrix adhesion. The record is from RefSeq and is a predicted model, not a curated record. The transcript has 30 exons. Lineage: Eukaryota; Metazoa; Chordata; Actinopteri; Atheriniformes; Melanotaeniidae. The coding region runs from base 213 to 3380 and encodes 1055 amino acids.